Molecule: messenger RNA, 4382 nt
Organism: Menidia menidia (Atlantic silverside)
Lineage: Eukaryota; Metazoa; Chordata; Actinopteri; Atheriniformes; Atherinopsidae
Source: the annotation of a GenBank genome assembly
UCAGAUGAUGCUGAGCCUGGAGGACCGGGAGUGCCUCAUUCACACUCCUGUAUUUGUCUACAAUAGCGUGUCUCCCAGGGAAAAAAAAAACAUUGAAAGGACGCUCCGAUGGAAAUGUGUGUGACUUGAAAGUCCACGCCGGAUGUUCAUUGUAUUUGCCGGAGAAAAACUAUGGUUGCUUUAAACGACUGAUGCUUUUGGAUAUUGCUUAUUUCCCCCAACUUUCUCUUGUAUCCAUCCAAGUCUGUCAGUCGUUCUUUUAUUUCAAAUCAGACGCUUUCUGGGCUUUUCUAAACCCCCCAGUCCGGCGUGUGUGUUUUUGAAUCCUGCGGUGAGGAUGGAUGCCCGGCUGUCACUCCCCGGGAACCGCCUGCUGGUCCUUCUCUGCGCGGUGGUUGUCCUGUCGGGGACCCGGAGCCCCGGGGCAGUGGCCGGGAGGAGCUGUGCGGACACCCGGCAGGUGUACAACGAGAAAGGGUACAGCACAAGCACCGCACCGAUUACUCAAAUCUCAGGUGAGCACCUGCGGCUCUGUCCUCAGGACUACACUUGCUGCUCCAGUCAGAUGGAGGAGACACUGUCCCUUCAGAGUGAGAAAGACUUCCUCAAAGCCAUUGAAGACAACAGCCAGUUCCUCUUGACAACCUUCACCCAGAGACACCGCAGGUUUGAUGAGUUUUUCAGAGAGCUUAUAGAUCUUUCCGAGAAGUCUAUGAACCAGAUGUUUACCAAGACCUACGGCCUGCUCUUCACUCAGAAUGCAUACGUCUUCCAGGAGCUGUUCGUGGAGCUUCGCAGAUAUUACUCUGGGGGGAGUGUGAGUCUAACAGAGGUCCUCUCAGAUUUCUGGUCCAGACUGGUGGAGCGAGUCUUCUCCCUGGUCAAUCCCCAGUAUCAGUUCAGUGAGGACUACCUGGAGUGUGUGAGCAAACACGCUGAGCAGCUGCAGCCAUUUGGGGAUGUGCCCCGCAAACUUCGAGUACAGGUGUCGAGGGCCUUCAUUGCUGCCAGAGCGCUCUCUCAGGGCUUGGCUACUGGACGGGAUAUAGUGAACAAAGCAACCAAGCUGACGGCCGGUUCAGAGUGUGUGCGGGGGCUGAUGCGCCAGUGGUACUGUCCACUGUGUCGGGGCAUGCCCUCCCUUCGGCCCUGCCACUCCCUGUGCCUUAAUGUGAUGAAGGGCUGCUUAGCCAAUCAGGCUGAUCUGGAUACAGAAUGGAACAAUUUCAUUGAUGCUCUAUACCUGGUUUCAGAGAAGUUGGAGGGUCCCUUUAACAUGGAGCUCGCAGCCGACUCGAUCUCUGUAAAAGUGUCAGAGGCCAUAAUGAACAUGCAGGAAAACAGUGUGAGCAUCUCAAAUAAGCUUUUUCAAGGGUGUGGAAAUCCUCGGCCAGCUCUGGCACGGUCCAAACGCUCCCCCAAAGAAUCAGGCAGCAGUAGGAGGCCAUUCCGCACCUACACCCCCGAGGAGAAGCCCACCACUGCCGCAGGCACCAACCUGGACCGUCUGGUUACCGAGCUGAAGGAGCGACUGCGGCCCAUGCGAGGCUUCUGGGUGUCCCUCCCACACACCAUCUGCAAUGAUGAGAAGAUGGCUGCCGACGUCACCAAUGAGGACCGCUGCUGGAACGGGCAGACCCGGGGGAGGUACCUGCCAGAUGUGACAGGCGAUGGGCUGGUGAGCCAAAUCAACAACCCUGAGGUGGAGGUGGAUAUUGCCCGUCCAGAUGUGAGAACCAGACAGCUGAUCAUGGAAUUGAGAGUGGCGACCAAUAAACUCAGGCAUGCUCAGAGUGGACAGGAUGUGGAUUUCAUGGACAGUGAAGAGGGUAGUGGCUCAGGUGGUGGAUAUCAUGGUGAAAGAUACAAUGACGACUGGCCCGGGUACGGGCCUCACUUUCCACACAGCAGUAAACCUCCACGCAACCCUGCCUCCAACCCUGCCAAGCCUCCUCGAGGCCGAGACAGAAAUGGAUCCAAGUGGGCCAAAAACAACGGACACGGCAAGGCUCGAUCUGCUGCCAGUCUGCCCGCCUUUUCAUUGCUUCCCUUGUUACCUUUGCCUUUCAUGGUCACCAUUUCCCCCAUGUGGAGAUAGCUGGUUACAGCAGUUGGGAAUUUGACACUCCCGCUCUAGUCUUUAAGCACAUUUUUGAAGGAAAAAACAUGCCAUUCCAUUUGGGUACACCAGCAAAACAAAACAAAAACAGGAAAAAUUUAGCAAUAAACUUAAUUAUCUAUAUUGUGCUAUAACAUUUUUUAAAUAUUUCAAAAAAGUAAAAUGUCCUACUUUCCAAUCCACAUCAGCUGACAUUACCAGGUGUUGAUUACUAAAACAAAAAAAAUAGCACAGCUGUGUUUCUGGUGCCAUUUGAGAGAUUGUGACUCAUUGGAAUCUGACCCCAGCGUAAUGGGGUGCUCUGUUGGAAGUCUUAGGAGGGAAGCGUUUUUAUUUCUCAGCAUCAUAUGAAUUAGCUGCGUUCGUGAGGGGGCAGUGAAGUGGAGCCAGUGGAUGGGUUUUUGUUCUGUGAGGCAUCUGUGCGUACUUCCAGUGAACAUAUGACUUGGUCAGUCGGGCUGUGGUCCGUGGAGUUCAUUUUUCUUUAUUUCUAAACUGUAGGAUUUACAUCUCCAAUCGCAAAAAAGAUGGGGCAGUCUGAAGAAGAUGGGUGCUGGACUGAGCAGAACAUAAAGGAGAUAACUUCAUAUGUCAGAAAAAGUGCAAAAUAAAGCUUCUAAUGCAGCCAAUUCCACAGACCCUAACAGACUGUCCCAGCUUUUUUGGAAGUGGAGAUUUAAUUUAAUCGCUCACUCAAAUUCCAAACAUGGCAAAAAGAAAGAGAAAAGCCAGACUCUUAAAACCAAAUAAGUAGAUGAUUUUGAAUGUACAAGCUUAAUUUGGGUUGCUUAUAUGUAACUUUUUUUUUUAAUGUAUUUGUACUGUAUUAUUAUUGUUCAUCCUUCUGUUAUCAGUUUGGAGCAAAUAGUUAUUAUCUUCCAGGAGAAGUUGGAACAAACAACUUCUUCUUCUGCUCUUCUCCAGACAACUCUAGAGGAAAACAAAAUACAAGAGCGGAAAAAUGUCAUUAUUACCGUCUGUAAAGUCAGUUUAAAAUGUCGCUAUUCCACUGUUUCAAAAUGCUUAUUAACAGCUGUAGUUUUUUUUUCUUGUGGUGUCAUCAGUCUUAACCAGGAAGCAUCAUGUGUGAAUGAGUGAGUGUUUUUGUGUGAUUGUUUUAAUUAUGUCUGGUUUCAAGUUACAUUUAUGAGAUCUUGUGAAGAAAUUGGGAUGUUUUUCUUGCUGUGGUUAUUUAUUUGAUUCUUUUUAACUUGGACCUGAAGGCAACAAAAGUAAGUAAGCUGCUGUUGUGAUUUGAUGCAUUUAUUCAUUAUAAACAAGUUUUAGUUUUUGCAAAGCUGUGCUGCUUUGGGUUAGCCGUCAGAGGGUUACAACAUCCGGAGACAUCUUCAGAAACGACAAAUAAACAUGUUUAUUUCCUGUUGGUAGUAGAACUAAAAGUGUAAAAUGGCAAUGUUGUAUUUCAUAAGGUUGGGGGCUGGACUGUUUUAUAGCAGCCCAGCCUAUUUAGUUGAAACUCAGGCCCAAGUUAAAGUGUUGCUCAUAACUUAAUUAUCGGCAAUGUAUCUAAUUCUUACCGUAUUUAAUAAGAGCAUGUUUAUUUCUUGUUUUGGAAUAACAAAAAUAAACAAGCAACACUCGUUUAUUCCCGCUCAGCUUUACGCUAAGCAAAACUAGUCAGCUGCUAGCUGUCGUUCCAACUCCCACUAAAUACAAUAAGCAAAUUUUUCAAUGUACUGAACUGUUCCAGAUCAUGCACGCCUGUUGAUUUGACAUUGCAAGACACUCAGAGACUGAAGAUGUAAAGAAAAGUAUAAAUGCUGCAAAACAAUGAGGAAAUGUUGAAUGAGGAAAUGUGCAAGACCACAUUGUUAGAAAAAAAAUGUGCACGAAAGUUUGAAACGUACAUUUGAAAUGUAUCCAUUUUUGCUAAGAAAAGUUUUUAAUGGCAUUCUUUUGAAAAUGCUCUUUAAGAGAUUGACACCAGCAGCCAGAUGUGGGUAUGUCAGACUGAAAUGAAGCCUUUCAGACAGAGGGAAAUGUCUCAAAGAUUACACUUGACUCAAUUUCCAACAGUGUUGAAAAAAAUGUUUUCUUCCCUUAAAAAAAACAAAACAAAAAGGAUAAUAAUAGAUAAUAUGGCAGCUGCAAAAUAACCUCAACAUUUCAGGAAAAUAAUUCUCAACCUUACUUCUUCAUUCCUUCUACUGUCACAUUCCCCUCAUGGUGAAAGUAUAGCACAACUUUGUCAUGUAACUGUUUUUGGUAUCAAACAAGUGAUAUUUUCUGCUUCAUUAAAAAU